Molecule: messenger RNA, 1083 nt
Organism: Aspergillus tanneri
Lineage: Eukaryota; Fungi; Ascomycota; Eurotiomycetes; Eurotiales; Aspergillaceae
Exons: 3
Coding region: 1-1083 (360 amino acids)
Molecular function (GO): monooxygenase activity; iron ion binding; oxidoreductase activity, acting on paired donors, with incorporation or reduction of molecular oxygen
Source: RefSeq, a predicted model, not a curated record
AUGCUCGUCGGCAUCUACCGGCUCACGCUCCAUCCGCUCGCAAAGUAUCCCGGACCGAAACUGGCGGCAGUGACACGUCUGUGGCACUCGUACCUAUGCACCAGGAGACAUCGUUUCCAGCCCUUUCACGCAGGCACACACGAAACAUACGGACCAGUGUUGCGGAUUGCUCCAGACGAGGUGCUCUUCACUCCCAGUCGUGCAUGGGAUGACAUUUUACGGCGCGCGCCAGGAAGCGAGGAUGGACAAGGACCCCUCUACAAGGGCCCGACUGCGCCUCAUUCAAUCGUGACGGUAGACGGUGACCUUCAUCGCUUUUACCGCCGUCUGCUCGCCAAGGGCUUCUCGGAUGCUGCGCUGAGAGAGCAGGAGCCAGUGAUUCAACGAAACAUCAAUCUAUUGGUAGAGACUGCAAGUGGAGGUAGCGGCAGCGAGACCUACGGUUACCCCUCGAGAACUCGCACUACCACCACCCUGGGUGGAAAUGAUUCUCGAGGUGAUGAAACUCCGCGCCAUGACGCCGUGAGGUACUAUCAUGGAUAUUCCACAUCUGAUGUGAAUGGGCUCGAGCGUGCGAGAUUGGCAGGAAUUGCUCCACCCUCAUCAUCGCCGGCAGGAAAAACGGCCACGGCUCUCAGUGCAACACUAUGCUUCCCUGACACAGAACGUAAACGCCAAGCGCAAAGUGAUCAGCGAAAUUCGAAGCACCUUCAACAGCGUUGGAACAUCAACUCGAUCAGCGUGAGAUCAGCUGAAGUAUCUGAACGCGAUGCAGACGAGGCAGCGCCGGAUCUUCCCUCCAGUCCCGCGGUCUUUCCGCGCCGUGUCCCCUCGGGGUGGCGAUUUUAUCAUCGACGGACAUUUGGAUCCCUGGUGGCACACAAGUCGGCAUCGCGCACUUCUGCAUCAAUCGCUGCAGCCGGAACUUUGUCGAUCCACACAGUUUCAUCCCUGAACGAUGGCUCGGGGAUCCCACAUUAUACUCGACGAUCGCCGCCAUUAUCAGGCGUUCAGCUACAGUCCUCGAGCUGCAUUGCUCGCCUCUCGCCCGAUUGGAGAUGCGUCUGUUUCAAACUCGGCUGA